UAACCGGUGCAGAUUCCAUAGGUACGUGGAAGGCGAAAUGUUAUAAUAUGCGGUGGUUUGUCAUAUAAGAUGUUGAAUCCCAGAAAUUGAAAGCAAAAUUAGGAGAGAAACUCGGAGAAAGGUACUACGUACCUGCUGCAGCAACCUCGAAGCUAGUUCAAACUAGUGGGAGGUUGUGUGCAUAGAAGCGCACAAAACAAAACCAAAUUGUACUGAGAAAAAGACAGAAAGAAAAACAUCAAACGAUAGAUCUGAGGAAGAAGAAUAAUCAAGAUGGCUCGUGGAAAGGUUCAGCUUAAGAGAAUUGAGAACGCAGUGCACAGACAAGUGACCUUCUGCAAGCGUCGAGCUGGGCUUCUUAAGAAGGCUAAGGAGCUCUCUGUGCUGUGCGAUGCUGAAAUUGGUCUUUUCAUUUUCUCCGCCCAUGGAAAGCUCUAUGAACUAGCCACCAAAGGAACCAUGCAAGGCCUGAUCGAGAGGUACACGAAGUUCACGCGAGGGGCUCAACCUGAAGCACCACCCGAACCACUUCCUCUUGAUGCAAAAGAGGAAUCUUACUUGCUAAAACAAGAAAUACAAACACUGCAAAAGAGUAUCAGGUAUUUGUUUGGAGGUGGAAACAAGACCUCAACAAUCGAUGAACUACAAGUGUUGGAGAAGAAUAUGGAAACUUGGAUAUAUCAUAUUCGCUCAAUGAAGACCAACAUCAUGUUACAAGAAAUUGAAGCAUUGAAAGAUAAGGAGGGAACACUUAAAGCUGCAAAUAAAUAUCUCCAUGAUAAGAUUGUGGAGAAUGCUGCAAUUCAUAACUUUGCUCAAUUUCCCACGGAUGUUCCGUACCCACUAAUUAUACAAGAUGGAACUUUUCAACUCUAUUAAUAAGUUGUUUCUAUAAUGUUUUAUUAAUAAAGGGAAAAAUUAUGGAGGCUGUGUUGUGUUACACAACAUUAAAAGUAAAGUAUGAACAUUGUACUUGUGCUACAAACUACGCAAUAAUUUGUAACAUUAAUAUUGUCUUACUCUAAUAAGUUUAUAAUUUAUAAUGUAAAGUCAGAAAAGUGUGAAUUCUGACUAGUAUCUUUUAUCUGUCAUUGACAAUAAUGUAAAAUAGUUGACGAGAGUAACAAUGAUAUUGUAUGUAAUAAUUUUGUA
Molecule: messenger RNA, 1152 nt
Organism: Vigna umbellata (rice bean)
Lineage: Eukaryota; Viridiplantae; Streptophyta; Magnoliopsida; Fabales; Fabaceae
Product: agamous-like MADS-box protein AGL12
Biological process (GO): positive regulation of transcription by RNA polymerase II
Cellular component (GO): nucleus
Molecular function (GO): RNA polymerase II transcription regulatory region sequence-specific DNA binding; protein dimerization activity; DNA-binding transcription factor activity
Source: RefSeq, a predicted model, not a curated record